Messenger RNA from Sciurus carolinensis (gray squirrel), 2795 nucleotides. RefSeq names its product charged multivesicular body protein 7 (gene Chmp7). The coding region runs from base 66 to 1418 and encodes 450 amino acids. Gene Ontology annotation, cellular component: cytoplasmic side of plasma membrane; ESCRT III complex; multivesicular body. The record is from RefSeq and is a predicted model, not a curated record. Lineage: Eukaryota; Metazoa; Chordata; Mammalia; Rodentia; Sciuridae. The transcript has 10 exons. Gene Ontology annotation, biological process: late endosome to vacuole transport via multivesicular body sorting pathway; vesicle budding from membrane.
GAUCUAGGGCGGAAGGGGACCUGGGCCGGGGUUGUGUUCGGAUCCUUGGCGGGGCUAAGGUUCCGAUGUGGUCCCCGGAGCGGGAGGCCGAGGCCCCGGCCGGGGGAGACCCGGCGGGCCUCCUGCCCCCCGAGUGGGAGGAGGAUGAGGAGCGCAUGUCCUUCUUGUUCUCAGCCUUCAAGAGGAGUCGCGAGGUGAACAGCACCGACUGGGACAGCAAAAUGGGCUUCUGGGCGCCGUUGGUGCUGAGCCACAGCCGCCGCCAGGGGGUGGUGCGCCUGCGUCUGCGGGACUUGCAGGAGGCCUUUCAGCGCAAGGGCAGCGUCCCGCUGGGGCUGGCCACGGUGCUGCAGGACCUGCUGCGUCGAGGGGAGCUGCAGCGUGAGUCAGACUUCAUGGCCAGUGUAGACAGCAGCUGGAUCUCCUGGGGGGUUGGAGUCUUCUUGCUGAAGCCCCUCAAGUGGACUCUUUCUAACAUGCUGGGGGAUAAUAAGGUUCCAGCCGAGGAGGUCCUUGUGGCUGUGGAGCUGCUCAAGGAAAAGGCUGAGGAGGUGUACCGCCUGUACCAGCAUUCGCCCCUCUCCUCCCACCCCGUGGUGGCCCUGUCAGAGCUUAGCACCCUCUGCGCUAACUCCUGCCCAGACGAGAGGACCUUUUACUUGGUGUUGCUGCAGCUGCAGAAGGAGAAGAGAGUCACUGUCCUCGAGCAGAAUGGGGAGAAGAUUGUGAAGUUUGCCCGGGGGCCACAUGCCAAGGUGUCUCCUGUCAACGAUGUAGAUGUCGGGGUCUACCAGCUGAUGCAGAGUGAGCAGCUUCUUUCGCGCAAGGUGGAGUCCUUAUCCCAGGAAGCCGAGAGGUGUAAAGAGGAAGCCCGCCGGGCAUGCCGAGCAGGAAAGAAGCAGUUGGCACUGAGGUCUCUCAAGGCCAAGCAACGGACAGAGAAGCGCAUUGAGGCCCUCCAUGCCAAGCUGGACACUGUUCAAGGCAUCCUGGACCGCAUCUAUGCCUCCCAGACAGAUCAGAUGGUUUUCAAUGCCUACCAAGCGGGGGUGGGAGCCCUCAAGCUCUCCAUGAAGGAUGUCACAGUGGAGAAGGCAGAGAGCCUUGUGGAUCAGAUCCAGGAGCUGUGUGACACCCAGGACGAAGUUUCUCAGACUCUGGCUGGUGGGGUGACCAAUGGUUUAGAUUUUGACAGUGAGGAACUGGAGAAGGAAUUGGACAUCCUCCUUCAGGACACCACCAAAGAACCUUUGGACCUGCCCGACAACCCCCAUGAGACGCUUUAUACCAACAGUGUGCCUAACCCUAGGAUCUCGGAUGCUGAACUUGAAGCUGAACUUGAGAAACUGUCCUUAUCAGAGGGAGGUUUGGUCUCAAGCAGUAAAUCUCCAAAAAGGCAAUUGGAACCAGCUCUCUAAAGCCAUUGAAGGACCCUCAACGAAGGACCCUCAUGUAAAAGAGAGACCAGCUUUGUGUGUGUACAUAGUAAUUUAAAUGAGAAACAUUCAGAAUUUAUUGGAAGAGGAGGAAGGAGCCGCACUGAUGUGUCUGGAUGCUCCCACUUACAACAGGACAGAUGAUUUCUGGAAGCGAUGCUCCGCAGCCUUGCUCCAGCUGGUGUCAUGGACCUGCCUUCUCAUCUUUAUAGUGCCACAAUUUAUACAGUUCUGUGUUUGACCUGUCGUCUCAUAGCCUGCAGUUCUUGCCAUUGGCUCAGUUAGGUUUGUCUUCACCCACCAGCUGCCAGCGAAGGUGAAAGCUGUGCGGCUCUGCCAAGUUGGUCCUCUCCCAGCCCCGCGGCUUUCGAGAGGGAUGUAUGCUCUCGUCCUGUCUGUUAAACAACUUCCUCCCGUCCUUCUCUAGCUUCAUUGGUAAUGAGAAUGGACACCAAACACACGGUUUAUUUGGGGGGACUUAACAGCUGCUGCUUCGUGGAGAAACAUAGAGUGUACGAGAUUUUUUUCCCAGGGUUGUCAUAUUCUCCAGGUGUUCAGAAAAAGGUUGUGCCGGAGUGGCUCAGGGUGUGACAGCCGGCUGGGGGCUCCGGUGAUUGGCGAACACAGCCUCUUCCGUUGUAAGCAGAAGAUCUGCUGGCAGGGCAAGGUUAUUCCUGCUCUUUUGAAUGUGAGUGGGGAAAAGCCCAGGUGACUACACAGCUCCCAAGGUGUCUGAAGCCUGUUUUUUUUAAAGAGGCAAAGUUUUUGCUUUGGCCCCACCAUGGGAUAACUUAAAAAUAUAUAUACACAUAUAUAUAUUUUCCAGAACAAGCCACACAAUACCAGACCUCCCCUUCCUGAGCCUGGCACACACAAACAGGCUCCCUGUUUAAAUCUGGAAAGCAGUUUCACAGUCCACUGCUCAGGGAGGGCCUCUGAGCCAGGAUGUGCAAUAGGAGCGGGUGGCUGUGGCCCUCUGCUGGAUCCUCCGCGUGCUUCCCCGCCCCGCCCCGCCCCUCGAGGUCCCAUCUUCCCACUUCCUUUGAUGAGUUGGGGAGGGGGCUGUGAGGAGCAGGAAGGAGAGGGUCUGAAUGCUCCGGCAAGGGGGAAAAAAGAUGACCGCCACACUGCCACUUGCUGCCAGGUACAAGGAAUCUGCCUGGGCCCUUUGCCCGGCCCCUCCUGCUUGGGGUGGAGGAGAACAGAGGAGAGGAACUGGCCUCAGGCCAGGCGCUCCAAUCAUUGUUCAACGAAUUUCUCUCCCAUUCCACCUUGGUAAACAGAAAUGUUGGGGGUGAAGAGAAACAAUCACUAUUUUUUUCUUUUUUAUCUGGUAAAUAAUUAAAAGAGAGAACCCUA